This is a messenger RNA of Baudoinia panamericana UAMH 10762, 1859 nucleotides long. RefSeq lists its product as uncharacterized. The record is from RefSeq and is a predicted model, not a curated record. The transcript has a single exon. The coding region runs from base 234 to 1613 and encodes 459 amino acids. Gene Ontology annotation, cellular component: fungal-type vacuole. Lineage: Eukaryota; Fungi; Ascomycota; Dothideomycetes; Mycosphaerellales; Teratosphaeriaceae.
GGUUGCGGUAUUGCAUCGCUGCUUUGGUGCGACUAUACGUUCCGCACUCUUCAAUCACUUGCACACGCCCACACUCGCUAAGACACUUUCGCUUCGGGGAAUUAAUGAUACAGAGAGUACAACAGGUCACCCAACGCAAAGCGGAAGACGGAUGCACGGCUAAGGGAAGGCUUGCUGGAGAAGUUCACCAUAUCUAGCGACAAGUGGGGAGAGCAACACAAAGAGACGCCACAAUGGCACACAUGUCACGACGGCGGCGGCGGCAGGCUAUCACCCUUCUCGCCUUGGCAGCACUACCCUCCGCCUACGCACAAUUAACCAACAUACCCACCCUGGGCGGCACAACGACGACAACCUCCCCAUCAACGACGGCAACAACCGCCCACUCAACCUCCCAAUCCACAUCCGCAACGACCACAGCAACGAGUGCCUCGUCCGCCUCCACAACCGCCACAACCUCCACCUCCGGCGCCCCCGCCGUCUCCCUCAGCAACCUCCCCACCAUCGCCGGCGCCGGCAUCCCCACCCUCAUCGUCCCGGACACCGCGCACGCGCCCUUCAUGCAAAAGUCCUCCCUCCCGGAAGGCACCGUCUUCAUCGCCGUCGGCGGCGUGCUAGCCUUCCUCGGCGCCUGCGUGCUCCUGUGGCGCGGGUUGAUCGCGUGGAGCGUCAACCACUCCGUGCAAAAGGCCGCGAUGGCUUCGAUCAGGGGGAUGUCGGAGAAGGCGGCGAGUACGUUUGGAGGAGGAGGGGGGAGUGGGGGUGGGAUGGGGAGUGGGAGGUAUAAUCCGAUUAUGAGGGGCGGCGGGAACGGUGGGUACAAGGAGAUGGCUUUUGCGGAUGGUGGGGCUGGUGGUGGUGGUCGGGGGAGUAGUGUUUCGCUGGAUGCGCUUACGAGUGCGGGGAGGCAUGUUAGUAAUACGCGGCCGCGUCUGCAUUCGCGCGACUUUCAUGGGGCGGAGGGGAUUCAGCGGGAGAACACGCCUCCCGCCGGGUUGUUCUUCUCGCCGACGGCCCACGCGGGACGAGGAGGGCAAUCCGAAACCCACGCCAUCACCCCGGCCCACAAUCGGACGACGUCAUCCUAUCUGCCAGCAGGCUACUACGCCUCCCCAUCCGCUCAAGCAGGAGGCGGCGCGACGACAACUACCCUCGGGGGAGCGCCGGCGCCGUACGGCAGACACAGCGUCCACAACCCCUCCCCACCCACCUCGCCCGGCCUCCCUCCCUCCACACGAAGCGGGAGGACGCCAACAACAACAACAACGACAACAUACACACAUACUCACCGUGCCGCUUCCCGAGACGGUCUCCGCGGCACCUCACGCGACCGCUUCCGCGCCCCAGACGCGCAAAGUGCGCGGACCAGCUACCUCGACCCCUCCGCUUCUUCGUCUUCCGCGCGGCAGGCGUCGACGGGUGGCGGGGGGCUGUACGCGCAGCCGAGCAGCAGUAGCCUGAUGGUGGGGGUGGGCGGACAGGCGGGCGCGGGGUUGAAUGUGCGGAAGACUCGGGAGAGUAGCCGGGAUGGCUUGGCGGGCGGUCGCGCGCCGAGUGCGUAUCUGGAGGAAAUGUUUGAGAAUCAUGGACGGGGGCCGCGGGAGCGGUUUUAGGAGGUUGUGUAUGUGUGCGCAUGUGCUUGUGGGUGAUGGGUUCUGCGGCGUUUGUUACGGGGGAUGUGCGUGGUGUGCGUGGUGUCUUGAGAGGGAUUGUUCCUGAAACACGGUUGAGGAAUGGCGGCGUUGUUGCGACGGGGCGCAGGGCGUGGGGGGUUCUUAAUGAUGGGAAUGAAUGGAGAAAAGAAUGCAUCAUGAAGCGUUUUGUUCUUUCGCACGUCGCAGGUACGGAGAAUAUGAGAG